AUGGCUGCUAGAAAGAGGCCCGGAGCAGCUUCAAAGGCAGCUCCUGUGCAUAAGAAACGAAAGCUGACCUCUAAGUCAGAUGCACAAACUUCGACUACGGGCUCGAAAAAGCAAACUCUGAAGUCAAAAGGAAAACAGAAAGAAAAAGCUCCGGAGCGACUGUUGAUUCCAAUUCCUUCUCAAGACGACGAUGAAGAUACCGACGUGCCGAACGAUGAUAUGGGGGUCCUCGAUGAAUACGGAGAUGCGGUCAUGUUCUUGGAUCGGCUAGACUACAAGGGGAUUGCAAGCAGGAGUAAGCAGGAGACCGAACGGCUUCAGCAAUUGAAUAAACCAAUCCGACGGCCAAACGUUCAAGAUGAUCUACCAUCUCUGGACUCUGAUUCGGGAGAGGAGGAAGAUGAAUGGACGUCCGGUGCAGAGGACCCUCUAUCAUCGGAUGACGAGGCGCACAUAGAUGACGACGAAUCUCUCGAUGAAGACAGUGAUUCUGAUGCUGAAAUGCCUUACGAAAGUAAGCCCCGGCAACUCCCCGACGCAUGGCGAGUAGAGAAGAAGAACGAAGUAGAGAGCCUACCCAUUAAGCUGGCUGAUGGACGGAUACAGAAAACAGGCAAUAAGAAAUUGCAAGCACCCAAGGACGACUCUGAUGAAAGCGACGCGUCCAGUAUUGUGAACGAGCCGGAGCCACCAAGGCGGGAUGAUAUUGCUACUGGCUCGCGGUUUGGUCGAGUAGCUGUCGUUGAUAUAAUCAGUACAAAAUCCCGAAAGGCCAGAAUACAGGGAGCUAAAGAGCAAAUUGCUAGCUUGUGCCAGGAAAUCAUCUCUGACCCAGAAAACAGUCUAGGCCUUUUGCGACGACUCCACACAUUUUCGUUGGCGGAGAUCAGCUCCACGACGCACCCAGAGCCCGUUGCCAAUGAUCAGAUAAUACGCAAGCUAGCGAUCCUCUCGCAAUUAGCUGUAUUCAAAGACAUUAUCCCUGGGUAUCGGAUACGUUCCCUUACUGACAAAGAAAAGGCCGAGAAGGUCGGUCAAAUGGUGGCGCGGACUCGGGAAUGGGAACAAGGCCUGGUCGGUGUCUACCAGACCUACCUUCAGUCGCUAGAAACAGAACUCAAAGGCAAGAACGAUCUAUCGGCCGUAGCUUUGCAGUGCAUGUGUACUCUCCUAGUAGAUGUCACUCAUUUCAAUUUCCGCGCCAACAUUAUGCACUCUGUUGUUGCCACGCUAAGCAAGAAAAGCUGGGAUGAGACCUCAGAUCUUUGCCUUAGCACCCUCGUCAAGGUCUUCCGUAAUGAUCUUACGGGUCAACCGUCACUAGAGCUAGUCCGCCUACUGAAUAGGAUGGUCAAGGAACGUCACUUCAAUGUGCAUCCCAACGUCUUGACAUGUCUCCUGUCACUCCGCCUCAAAACCGAGCUUGGGGUUCGCGCGUCCGACUCCAAAGCCAACCCAAACGAGCCUCCCCCGAAGAGAAAAAAUGACAAAAAGGAGCAACCUCAUCUCAGCAAAAAGGCGAAAAAGGUCAUGAAAGAGAAAAAGGAGAUAGAGCGUGAAUUUCGUGAGGCUGAGGCCGAGGUUGAUAAAGAAGAACGAGCUGUCACGCAAACUGAAACGCUCAAACUAUUAUUCGUGCUGUACUUUCGAAUUCUCAAGAACGACCGCCCCACCCCGCUCCUUCCUUCUGCCUUAAGGGGAAUUGCCAAAUUUGCACACCUAGUCAACAUUGACUUCUUCAAGGAUCUGAUGCAGGUCCUGAAGAAUUUAAUAUUACGGGACCAUUGUGAAGAGUCCUUCGGCGUACCUGAUCCGUCCAGUGCGCGGGUUGACUUUCACAAUAUUCAGCAUCGCUUGCUUUGCAUCAUCACAGCGUUCGAACUACUUUCUGGACAAGGUGAAGCCCUGAAUCUUGACCUUAGUGACUUCGUCGCGUGUCUCUAUGCCCAAAUCUUGCCCAUGUCGCUUAUCCCCGAAAUCGAAAGUAGUACACGCACGCCAGCCAAGCCGAACCCACACCAUCAACGUAGACCCUCGAAUAAGCCUUCAACAGAAGCGUCCCUGUCGGAUCUGCUCUUCCACGCUCUCUCGAUCGUCUUCUUCAAUGGAAAAACUGCAAGUGGAGGCCCGCCACCAGCCUGGCGCUCAGCGGCCUUCAGCAAGCGCCUUCUCUCAGCAGCGCUUCACUGGCCGUCUCACAGCGCUCUUAGAGCGUUAGAAUUUACACAGGGGCUGCUUGCUAAGGAUCCGAAGCUUGAGGCCCUGCUAUCGACUGAGGAUCGCGCAUUCGACGGUGUAUAUCGCCCCGAUGUGGACGACCCUCAGUUGUGCAAUCCUUUUGGAACGGCAUUCUGGGAGCUCAAUCUCCUGGCAACGUUCCAUGGUGAUGCGAAGGUGAGGAAAGAGGCAAAGAAGCUGAUGCUGAAUUCACAGGCGUAG
Messenger RNA from Pleurotus ostreatus (oyster mushroom), 2439 nucleotides. RefSeq lists its product as uncharacterized. Lineage: Eukaryota; Fungi; Basidiomycota; Agaricomycetes; Agaricales; Pleurotaceae. Gene Ontology annotation, cellular component: nucleolus. The record is from RefSeq and is a predicted model, not a curated record. The coding region runs from base 1 to 2439 and encodes 812 amino acids. The transcript has 8 exons. Gene Ontology annotation, biological process: DNA replication initiation. Gene Ontology annotation, molecular function: chromatin binding.